AUGGAGUCGGUGAGCAGAGCGGGGCAGGAGAUCAGCCUGGCGGCUCUGAAGCAGCACGACCCCUAUAUCACCAGCAUCGCCGACGUGACCGGCCAGGUAGCGCUCUACAGCUUCAGCCCCAAGGCCAACGAGUGGGAGAAAACCGACAUAGAAGGGACCUUAUUUGUGUACAAAAGGUCAGCUUCUCCUUAUCAUGGUUUUACGAUAGUGAAUCGACUGAACAUGCACAACCUGGUUGAACCAGUAAAUAAAGAUCUGGAGUUCCAGCUCCAUGAACCUUUUCUUCUCUACAGAAAUGCUAGCUUGUCAAUUUACAGUAUAUGGUUUUACGACAAGAACGACUGUCAUCGAAUAGCAAAACUCAUGGCUAAAGUGGUAGAACAAGAAGCUCAGAGAUCACAGCAAGUUUCCCAGGACAGAAAAAGUCCCAGCAGAACCAAUGGCUGCAAUGAAAGCAGGCCCAUUGACAUCCUGGAAAUGCUUAGCAAAGCCAAGGAUGAGUAUGAACGAAAUCAAAUCAAUGAUUUAAGUAUUAUAUCAAGUUCUGGAAUGCAACAAAAUGCAAACCCUCCAAAGCCAGAAAGCACAGAGCCUUCAGAACAAAAGACUUCACUGCUAGCACAAGAGCAGCCAUUUCAGUCAAGGCAGAAGCAUCUGACUUUGGAGGAACUCUUUGGAACCUCUGUACCAAAGGAACAGCCUACAGCUUCGUAUCCCAAUCCAGAGAGACUGGAGAAGUUGCAGAUGGACACCUCUGCCAGAGAGCAGCACAAUUUGCUCUUGCCUUUUUCCUUUGACCAGUCAACAGUAAUGCAACAAUCCCUAGAGAAAUCUGAAAGUCCCAGCGUUAAAAGCAGUGCCAAUCCUUUGACUCGGCAGGAAUGUCUAACACCUAUGCUAAUACCUCCAGUGUCAGUCUCCCAGCCUGAUAUAAAAAAUGUUUCAAGCUAUUCGGUUCGUUUAAGCCCUGUUCUUAAUUCAGCCUCAGCAGUGGAAACUGGCUCUGUUCAGAUGCUUCCUGGCCUAAAACAAAACAGCAUAAUGCAAGUUAUGCAGCAAGCUGCCAAGCAGAUAUCCCCACUAGUGAAUCAGCCACCAUCGGAAGUGAACCACGCUCCACAAAACCUAAUGGCUGGUCAAAGCCAGCUUAUAGCACCCUUGACAUCAACAAACACAGGAACUGGUUCAAAUACAUCCCAUACAAGUGUUGAUCUUCUCCAGAAACUCAGGUUGACCCCACAGCAUGACCAAAUGCAACAGCAGUCACUCACUAAGACUUCCUUAACGCCAAACAUCUCUGCCUCCAUUGGCCAACUUGCAACACCAGAAAGCUUCAAAGAAUCUCACAGUAAGCCAUCAACCUUGAACAGCAAGAUAAUCUCUCCCCUUCAGACUGUACCACAAAACAAGGACUCGGAAGUAUUUCCACAGCCGAAGACUUUGUCUAAAGCAAGUCAAGUUGCAGCUCCACAGUUUGUUACAGCAACAACUACAGUAACAUCUUCAGUCCUCUUGUCUCCUAGUGUUUUUCAGCAAUCAGCUACAAAAGCCACUGAAGUGGAGAAUAAAGUCAAUUCUUCUUCACCUUUAACACUUGGAACAACAGAAGUUCAGACUAUACCUCCUACUGUUCUUAGUAGGUCUCAGCUUCAAGAAGCACUGAUACAUCUAAUAAAGAACGAUUCUCAUUUCCUCAGCACUAUUCAUGAAGUCUACUUGCAAGUCCUAACCAAGAAUACAGAUAACAUUAAGCUAUAAUCGAAGAUAAAUCUACUCAAAAUAUAUCAAUUUUAGAAACAAUUAUGCCUCAUCUAUAAAACUAAUAUUUUUGUAAAAGAAUAUUUAGUUUUCAAUGUCCUGAAUUUGAAUCUGUUAGGAAAGACUAUUCCUUAAAUACUUAUGAAAAUAAUGUUCUCAGACAUGAUCUAGGUUUUCACUGUGAUCAUCACCAGCAAACCUUUGGUUUAAGUGGGAGGGAACUUAAGUUGCAUUUGAGCUCUCCCAUUAGCAUUAAGUGAAUGUGCAAAUGUUUGCUCUGGCUGUCAUUCCUAGCUGUAUUUACUGUUCAAGGAUUUACAGACUCAAUAUAAUUUAGACCAGCAAAUACAUAGUACAGUACACUACACCAUACCAGAACAAAAUUCAGUUGUGGGAAUCUAGUUGCAGUUUGAAAGACUAAGGAAAAGGAGGUCGAAAUGUCUUGUGCUUAAGUUGACAGGUGUGGGGAAGGAACAGAUCUGGAAUCCAGACCUUUGGAGCUAAAUCUUUAACAAAAGAUUUAAAAGAGUGAUUUACUCAAUACACCGACAGUCUGUAGCUAAUGCAUGUAAAUUCAUCUUUUAAAUAUUCUAUUAAUCUUAUUUGCUUCUGUAUGAUCAACAUUAAAAAGGCAUCCAAUUAAGUAAAGCUAUUAACUCUGAAGAGGCGACGUUUGAAAUAUGCAAAAUCCUCAGUGAUUGUAUUUGUUUUUCUUCUUAAGGCAACAGAGUUGCAUGUUGAAAUUCUCUUGUUUAAAAUUUAUAAUUAGGAGACCACUUCAAGACUGUCUUCCUGUUCAGCAGUGUUUGAUGCAGUUUAAACACUUUGUUACCCUUUUAGCUUACUGAAGGAUCAUGUAAUAGUUGGCUUUCAUUCCUCAGUUGCCUUGAAACUGCAGUGUUGGAAACUAUGCAGAUGGGGAACAACUCUGUGCUUUUCUUCUGGUGCCCCCUCCCCACAUUGUUAGUGUAUGUCAUAAUUUGAAGUUUAGUUAAAAUGUUAUCACUUCUUAAAUAUGAUUUAGUAAUUCACCAUUAACAUGAAUUUAACUGGAUACUUUCCCAUUUGAAAUCAGAACAUUUCUGAUUAUAGUUUCUUAUACUGCUGUGUUGGUUUACCCAUGGCUUGUGUUUAUUUCUUAAAGGCAUGUAAAGGUAAUUAAUAAGAUUUAAGGUCCCAACUUUCUCCAGCAAUAGUAGUUUUAAAGGAUGCUGUUCCAGUAGAAAAGUUCUUGUUCAUUGAGUAAAAAGAUAAUCUGUAGUGAGUUAUGAUGCACUGCUUCUUUCUUUUCUCUCAAGCACUAUUGAAAUAUGAAGAAAAAAAUUUGUUUGGCUCCUUACAGCAUAUAUGUAUGUAUGUGUGUGUAUAUAUAUCCUAAGGAUUAGUGGAUGUUGAGGUAGUCAAGUUGCAUAGUUAUUUCAUUGGAAACUAGUAACUGAGCUUUAACUGUGACUUGUUCACACAUUGGUAUGUUUUAGAUACAACCGAUAUUUACAUUUUUAUGUAUUUGAUCUAUUUUAGUUUUUUUCAUAGCUUUUUUAGUGGAAAAUAUAUUUUGUGUAGCACUACCUGCCUUCUGAAAAGCUCUUCUCAGCCUUUUGAUUCCAAAUUUCCCAGUUAAAAUAUAUAGUAUUUUGUUAGAAAAAUGUGCAUGAUUCAGGGAAAGAUGCUAACAUGCACAUUUGUCAAGAAAUACAUUGGCUUUAAUGGUAGCAUUUGAAUUCAGCAAUAUAAACUCAGCCUUGUUAAGAAAGAGUGACACUUCCUACAUAAAUUCUAGAGCUGUAAUUUUGUGUAUGCACAUAAACAAUUACAUCCAAGGUUUAAACUAUUUUUUUUUUGUUGGGUUUUAGUAAAAGUUGUGCUAAAAUGGACAAACCAAUGAGCAGUUCCUCUGAACUAAAAUGGAUAACCAAUACCAAAUAGAGAUGCUUUUUAUCUGGAUUUAGGAAAAAUGAAGUCUAUAAUUUCUUCUUAUGGACAGCUUCCAGUUUCUUCAAAGGAAGAUUUGAUAAAAAUUUGCAAGAACAGAAGUAUACGAAGCCGAUAGUGCAGAUUGGUACUGUUUGCUAAAUACAUUCAUAUCCAAAGAUCUGUAGAAACCAUCGGAAGGAGUUGUGUUUUGAAUUGUUCAGUCAUAUACAGUUGACAAAAGUAAUACUGUUUAGAAUAGCAAUGCUGUUCUGAGAGUUUGACUCUACUUUGAAUAUCCUUAACAUGUUUCCAGCUGUCCACUGACCCUCACAAGCAGUUGGCAGAUCCUUAUUUUGCUUUGUUUUAUGGUAUACUAGUAGCAAUACAUGACUGGUUUCCUUUUUCUUCUCUGACUUUCAAAAUGAAUGGAAAGAGAAAUAAAGUUGGAGUUACUAGGCAGGCGUUUUUACCACAAGCAAACCUGUUCAUCUUAGAACAAAUGUUCAGGUGUUCAGCCUCUCUACAUGUAGCCAACAGACACUGGAACCAAUCUAGAUGUCAUCCAGCACACCACAGAUGUAUGACAAGUUCAUGAUGAUAGUGCAUUUAGCAGAUAAGCCUCUUCAAUAAGAAGUUGCAUUGUAAAUCACCAGCUCAAUGACAGUGUAACAUGAAUUAUUUUUGUUAAAUGUGGACUGUAUUAUUUAACAACUUUUGUCCCAAUUAUUUCAACUUUUUUGCAUGAGUUUAAGAUUGCCAACUUGUCCAAGUGCUUGAUUUGUGUUAUCCACAUGUAGGGAUAUAACUAGUAUGUAACAAGUUACUGUGGGUCAUCACAGCAAAUUACUGUCACCUUUUUCAAGUGACUUAAAAAAAAUACUGGUUCAAUGAGAUUUUUUCCUAUUGGAUAAUGCAAAUAAUUUGGAGGUGUAGUCUGAACUGAUACUCUUUCAGUUUUCAAAACUAAGUAUGUGGUUUUUGAUUCACAUGAAAAGAAAAAAAAAUAACAAAUAAAUAACAAAGAAACAAGAAUCAACGAAGCUCAAACUUAAUCAAAGACAGUUUAAAACUGCAACUGCUUGUUCAGGAAAAUCAAAAUUCUCAGUUUUGUAAUUAUUCUGUAUCUGCUGUCAUUAACACAAAGUUUGUAUGAAAGGUGCCUAACAGCUAUUAACUUAGAAGCCGUGUAUCUUUCCAAAUUAAACCAGACUUGCAGAAUGAUUGAAUUAAGUUAAACUUUUGAGUGAUUCAUCUUAAUUUCAUAUAAACUGUUUCAUUCUGUGUGUAAGUCCUCAAUAUAUUUAAACAUUUGCUGGCUCUCAUUUUUGCUUGUAUUUCUAAUUUUGCUUCCUUUUGGUUUAUUUCUGAAACCCAUUACGCCACAUGUAGUCGCUGAUACAAAUUUUGAAAUACUAUUGAAAACAAACUUCAAUUUGAGACUUCUUGUUUCUAAAAACAAGUCAGCCACAUUUUGCCAGGUAUUUGGGUUGCUUUGUACAGCAUAUCUUAACAGGAGGAAUGUGUGCAAUAUGUAUCACCUCAGUUUUGUCUGGCAACGUUACAAAAAUGUUAAGAUGCAAUAUCUUCCUUUCACUUCAAGUAGGAAAAAUUGCAGCAUCUCUAAUUUGGUGGUGUGUUUAUUCCUGUCUAUUCAGUGUAUGGGCAUAUGGUUAGUUAAAGGGUUUUUUUUGUUUUUUUUUUUUUAAUGUAUAUUAUGUGCUUUUAGUAAUUUUUUUUUGUUUGUUUUAUCACUUCUGUGGAUGCACCAGUUGUAUCCCUUUUUGCAUGUUCUUUCAAAAUGAAGGCCAUGGGGAAGGGGGACUUCAGGAGAGAUUUCUGGAAACCGGAAUAAUUGUAAGUCAACAAAUGUAGAUACUGCAUCUUUAAUGUUUUUGGUAUGGUAUGGAUUUUAUAGCACCUAUAUAUGUUUGCAGUUAAGUUAUUGCAUAAAUGUUUAAGAAUGAGCAUUUUUCAUCCAAAAUUUUGUAUGUUUGCAAAUAUAUUUUUGUAAUAAAACUUCAAAACAUGUUUCAGCACCUCCUAAAA
Messenger RNA from Pogoniulus pusillus (Red-fronted tinkerbird), 5718 nucleotides. RefSeq names its product decapping mRNA 1A (gene DCP1A). Gene Ontology annotation, molecular function: mRNA binding; enzyme activator activity. The coding region runs from base 1 to 1758 and encodes 585 amino acids. Lineage: Eukaryota; Metazoa; Chordata; Aves; Piciformes; Lybiidae. The record is from RefSeq and is a predicted model, not a curated record. The transcript is spliced from 10 exons. Gene Ontology annotation, biological process: deadenylation-dependent decapping of nuclear-transcribed mRNA; positive regulation of catalytic activity; deadenylation-independent decapping of nuclear-transcribed mRNA. Gene Ontology annotation, cellular component: P-body.